Aphis gossypii (cotton aphid) is the source of this 2156-nucleotide messenger RNA. RefSeq names its product facilitated trehalose transporter Tret1-like. Gene Ontology annotation, cellular component: membrane. NCBI's taxonomy places the organism in Eukaryota, Metazoa, Arthropoda, Insecta, Hemiptera, Aphididae. The transcript has 8 exons. The record is from RefSeq and is a predicted model, not a curated record. Gene Ontology annotation, molecular function: transmembrane transporter activity. Gene Ontology annotation, biological process: transmembrane transport. Bases 63 to 1820 code for a protein of 585 amino acids.
UACCAACCAGUUUUACGACGCGGCUUAAAUAAGACGGACACUACGGUUUCCUAUAAGUUUUGAUGAUACAAAUUAAUUAUAAUUGCCGACGAUUUGGUGUAAUAUUAUUAUUUUUAUCGAAAUUACGCAAUUCCUACCAUUUUUACGUCGCAGUGAAUUUUGCACUCUGUUUUAUAAAAUAUUAUUAUUAUUACAUUAUAAUAAACUUUGGAAUAUCAUCUGGGUACGCGUGUGAUUCGUCAAAAAUGGACGACACCGCUGCCACUACCGUCACAAACGAACCGGAACCUGUAUCACUGCUAAUCACAUCUAGCUGUACGAAUGAUCGACAUAAGUAUAAACGAAUAUUAUCACAGGUAUGUGCGAUGGUCGCUCAAAGUUUGUUGAUGUUGAAUUUGGGAAUGAUUAUAUCUGUUCCUACAAUUGUCAUCGGCGCACUCCAUAACACAAAAGAGGACCUUACGCUGGACGAUGAACAAUCUUCGUGGAUUGGUAGCAUAAUGUUUUUGUGCCAACCCCUGGGAUGCAUACUGUCGGGCUGCUUGCAAGGCGUGCUCGGCCGGAAGCGAAGUAUGCUACUGGUCAACCUGCCCCACCUGGCCGGCUGGUACUUACUAUACUCAGCAGGAUCUCCGUUGAUGCUGACGAUAGCCUCGGCUCUUAUGGGCAUAGGAGUCGGGUUCCUGGAGGCUCCCACAAUGGCGUAUAUCGGCGAGAUCGGCGAACCGAACAUCAGGGGAAUUUUGUCUACGUUCGCCACCUCCGUCAUUGUCCUAGGACACCUGCUAGAGCUUUUCCUCGGCUAUAUGUUCUCGUGGAGAAUGACAAUGCUUGUUAGCGGCCUGGUACCUAUGGCCGCUAUCGUCGCUAUAUCGCUGAUUCCAGAAUCACCUAUCUGGUUAAUGACGAAGGGAAGAAGAGACGAGGCAUUAUCGUCGUUGAGAUGGCUCCGGGGGUGGGUUUCUGCCGAAGAGGUGAGUGAAGAAUUUCACGCACUUGAAGUGUACUGUCAGGAGUCUAAAAAUGAGUUCAAAAGUUUUUUGGAAGCCAAGAUCAGAAAAUCGGCUGUAUACAACAGAGUACCAGAUAGUGAAUUUGGCACACAAAUAAAACCCAGCAUUGUUAACGUCAUUAGGGACUUUCUCCGACCUGGAAUCUUAAUACCACUACGGCUGAUCAUAAGUUACUUCUUCUUUUUCCACGCUGCAUCGCUAACAGGCAUGCGACCGUAUAUGCUUGAAGUUUUCACCCAGCUGGAAGUACCCUUGACGCCGAAAAAAUUAACCGUUAUGUCCGGAGUGUUACAGGGCACUGGUGCAAUAGCAUGCAUUUGUUUGGUGAAGCCGGUCGGAAAGCGAGCUUUGUCAUUGGUCUCAAUGUCGAGUUGCGCGAUGUGCUGUCUGUCGUUGGGCAUCUACACAUACGCCAUAACACACCAGUGGUCAUCCGCACCGAUGAUACCACUAUUGCUGUUUUGCAUUCUGUACUUUUCAAUGAAUUUGGGAAUUAGUGCCAUACCAUGGUUGUUGAUGUCCGAAUUAUUUCCAACUAGAGGACGAGGAGUGGCCAGUGGAUUGUGCGCGGCGAUUUUUUAUAUAAUCGCGUUCAUAGUAUCGAAGACCUGGUUAACUCUUCAAAGUUCACUGGGACUGCAUGGAUGCUUUUUAUUUUACGGCAUAAUAGCCGUCAUUGGAAUUGUAUACGUAUUCAUUUGUUUACCGCAAACUGAAGGUAAAACGUUAGCCGAAAUUGAAAAGGAUUUUGCGAAAAAAAACGGCAGACAAGUUAAAAUAACAAAACCAACGAUAUUGAUAAAAUAACAUAUUAUCGCACGUAGACUUUUAGUGUGUACAGUGUACACACUACAGAGAGUCGGCCACAAGUGUUCAAGGGUUCUACAAAUAUAAUUUUAACCUUAUCUACCAAUAUAAGUAAAAUACUAAAAUAGUUUGUCAUAUAUUACCACCAAUGACAAAUUUAGUUUACAAAAUGUAAUAAAAUAUUAUAACAUAACAUAUUAUUAUGUACAUAAUAUUAUUAUUAUUUAUAAGAGUUUUAUUACAGAGUUAACAAGUGGAAAUAUUUUUAUAAAAUACUUUUACGUUAUAAACUAAAAUUAAGUGUAUCAUAAAAUAAAAAUUGAAAUGUUUGUUAAA